This is a messenger RNA of Caenorhabditis elegans, 818 nucleotides long. It is a transcript of the gene ZK662.2, whose product is annotated as DUF19 domain-containing protein. Lineage: Eukaryota; Metazoa; Nematoda; Chromadorea; Rhabditida; Rhabditidae. The record is from RefSeq and is marked reviewed. The transcript has 5 exons. The coding region runs from base 63 to 731 and encodes 222 amino acids.
AGAAAAGGGCCGGGAAGAGAGGGCGCAAGCGCCGUCAACCACCCUGAAGAUAAGUGACGAUCAUGAAGCUCACUGCUGCAAUUUUGUGCUCAAUUGCUUUUGCAACAACUUUUGCCGCAGAUGUCUCAGAAGGACACACUGUCGUUGCUCAAUGCAAGUGCAGCGACUUGGAUGAAUGUGCCGACGCCAUAGCUACAAAGACCAACAACUGCAAGAAGAAGGCUGAAUGCACAAAUUUCUUGAAGGAAAUUGGAGAUGCGACAAAAAUUAUGGCUUGCUUGGAUGCUGAUCACGAGCAGAUGAUGAAAGUUGAGGCUUGCGCCAAGAAGAAGUUGAAUGGAGAACUUGGAUGCACCAACUCCGCUACUCCAGUGAACCUGACUAUCCCUCUUAUUCCAGUAAUCGAGAUUCCAUCAUUGGAAGAGUCUGGAGCAGUUGCAGUCGGAGAGCAAGCUUCGGGCCAAGCUGAGCCACCACUCCAACUUAGACAAUACCUGAUGUGCAUCGAUGAGUGCACUCAUGACGAUAUGGAAGUUAUUCCAGGAAGAAAGAAGAGAAGUCCAGCUACGUGUGCCUUCAAGCUCAAGUGUGCUCUGGCUCCACCAUCCGAUUCUACACAAUCUGCCUAUACCGAGUGUCAAAAAGAGCUCGGCUACGAUCCAGUAAAGGGAGCUGCCGAUUCCUGCAAAUGCCUCAAAUCCGCCGGAGUCAAUAUGACCUGCCCUAACUAAAAUUGAUGAGAGUUCGUUUAACCCCUCACUCCCUGAGUAUUAACAUUUUAUUUGUACAUUUAUGUGAAUGAAUAUUAUCUUGCAAAG